AUGGUGGUGCAUGGUGUUGAAAUAUCAAAAUAGUUGUUUCUUUUGUUACAGAUUGCAGAAGGAAUGGCAUACAUAGAAAGAAAAAAUUAUAUCCAUCGAGAUUUGAGAGCAGCGAAUGUUCUGGUUUCAGACUUACUGAUGUGCAAAAUUGCUGAUUUUGGACUAGCAAGAGUCAUUGAAGACAACGAAUAUACAGCAAGGGAAGGUGCAAAAUUCCCUAUUAAAUGGACAGCACCGGAGGCAAUUAACUAUGGAUCUUUCACUAUUAAAUCUGAUGUGUGGUCAUUUGGGAUUCUCCUGUAUGAAAUCGUUACAUAUGGAAAGAUUCCUUAUCCAGGUAUGAGCAAUUCAGAUGUGAUGGUGGCUCUUCAGCGCGGGUACCGAAUGCCACGUAUGGAAACCUGUCCAGCUGAGCUUUAUGAUAUUAUGAAAACAUGCUGGAAAGACAAAGCAGAAGAGAGGCCAACAUUUGAUUAUCUACAGAGUGUGCUUGAUGACUUCUACACAGCAACAGAGGGGCAGUAUCAACAACAGCCAUAGAACAAAGAACAGUUUUUUUCUAUUGACAUGGAUCAUUGACACAGACAAUUAUCUGGACAGACUGCUCAAACCAAUUACUCCAUGAGUUUGGACAUCUUAACUGAGUGGCAAAGUUGAAAUGCUGAAGGAAAGAGUACUACUGCAGAGAAAUAAUCAUGUUGUUCUUUGGUUAAAACAGUUCCUCUAAAGAUUGAAGUUCUCCUUAAAUGCUAUGUUUUGCAUCUGCAGAAACAUCCCAAACCAAGCA
Balearica regulorum gibbericeps (East African grey crowned-crane) is the source of this 787-nucleotide messenger RNA. The record is from RefSeq and is a predicted model, not a curated record. NCBI's taxonomy places the organism in Eukaryota, Metazoa, Chordata, Aves, Gruiformes, Gruidae.